AUAUCCACAAGAAUAUUACCUGAAUAUCCGAUAUUGAUUUGUCUCUGAUACUUUAAUCAAGAAACACACAUUAUUCGCAACAUGUCAUCCUCUUACAACGAAGCGACCACGGCCGAUGAGCUCGUGAGAGAUUUCGCAGCUGAAAUCAAAGGAAAGGUCAUUCUAACCACCGGAGUAUCGCCAAACAGCCUCGGGUCCACUUUCGUGGAAAGUCUUGCUGAAGCCGAGCCCGCCUUGUUGAUUUUAGCUGGUCGCAAGAUUGAGAAAGUCCAACAGACAGCCGAUGCUAUUUCUCUUGCCCACCCAAAAGUGAAGACUCGUAUUCUUCAACUCGACCUGGGUUCAUUUGAUGCCAUCCGGGAGGCCGCAGCAACUGUGAAUGGUUGGGAAGACGUCCCGUAUAUUGAUGUUCUUGUCAACAAUGCCGGCAUUAUGGCGGUGGAAUUUGCCUUAUCUCCGGACGGCUUCGAAUCCCAGUUCGCCACUAAUCACCUCGGCCAUUUCCUAUUCACAAACUUGAUUAUGAACAAGAUACUAGCUUCUAAAACCCCCCGAAUUGUCAGCGUCAGCAGCGAUGGUCAUCGUCUAAGUGCGAUCCGCUGGGGUGAUUACAACUGGAGAAACGGAGAGACGUAUAACAAGUGGUGUGCCUACGGUCAAUCGAAGACCGCUAAUAUGCUGAUGGCCAUCUCUAUCGCCGAAAAACUCGGGCCACGAGUACUUGCGUACAGCCUACAUCCCGGCGUUAUCUCAACUAAUCUUGGUUCGCAUAUCGAUUGGGCUACCGACUACGCAAAUUUGAGGAAAGCUGAUCAAGAGCUGGGAAAUAAGGAAGGUUGGUCUGCGUUCAAGCCCAAAUCCACCCAGGCAGGAGCUGCGACUCAUGUUUUCGCGGCAUUCAGUCCAAGUCUCAAAGAUUACAACGGCGCUUAUCUCCAGGAUUGCCAAGUUGCGGACCCCUGGGUUCAUACAGUGAAACCAUGGGCUACCAGUUCCAUUGAAGCCGAAAAGCUGUGGAAACUGAGCGAGAAGCUUGUAGGGCAGGAGUUUACCUAUGCGCCGUCUUGAAUGCUUUCUGAAGAACCAUUGAUACCCCUGGAUUAUUGUACAAUAGACUUUACUCCUCUCAUAAGGUCCACACGAAUUGAGGAUUUACGUUUAGACGACCUGGCUAGAAUUCUUUUCUUAAAUGAAUAAUAUGAA
Annulohypoxylon maeteangense is the source of this 1203-nucleotide messenger RNA. RefSeq names its product NAD(P)-binding protein. The transcript has 4 exons. The coding region runs from base 82 to 1068 and encodes 328 amino acids. The record is from RefSeq and is a predicted model, not a curated record. NCBI's taxonomy places the organism in Eukaryota, Fungi, Ascomycota, Sordariomycetes, Xylariales, Hypoxylaceae.